Messenger RNA from Bipolaris sorokiniana ND90Pr, 2427 nucleotides. RefSeq lists its product as uncharacterized. The transcript is spliced from 2 exons. Bases 1 to 2427 code for a protein of 808 amino acids. The record is from RefSeq and is a predicted model, not a curated record. Gene Ontology annotation, molecular function: aldehyde-lyase activity. Gene Ontology annotation, biological process: carbohydrate metabolic process. NCBI's taxonomy places the organism in Eukaryota, Fungi, Ascomycota, Dothideomycetes, Pleosporales, Pleosporaceae.
AUGGCGACAGAAACGAUGGAAAAUAGAAGUAUAUCUCCAUACGGUCCAGCUCGAGCCACUGUAGGCGGAAACAGUAUCGGCAAGGAUGAAGUGGCACUAAUGCACAAAUACUUUAACGCUACGCUUUAUCUUUGUCUUGGGAUGAUAUACCUCAGAGACAACCCCCUCUUGAGAGAGCCGCUAAAGUUGGAGCAUCUGAAAGCGCGACUGCUUGGCCACUGGGGUACAGACGCAGGUCAGAGCUUCACCUACAUCCACUUCAACCGCCUGAUCAGGAAGUAUGACCUCGACGCUCUCUUCAUCUCCGGCCCGGGACAUGGUGCUCCAGCAGUUCUAGCAAAUGCCUACCUUGAAGGCACUUACUCAGAGGUGUAUCCCAACAUAUCUGAAGACAUGGAUGGAAUGCGCCGCUUCUUCAAGCAAUUCUCUUUUCCUGGCGGCAUUGGCAGCCAUGUAACUCCGGAAACACCAGGAAGUAUCCACGAAGGCGGAGAGCUUGGUUACUCUAUUUCGCACGCCUUCGGGAGUGUUUUCGAUCACCCGAAUCUCAUUGCCCUUACAAUAGUGGGAGACGGUGAGGCCGAGACGGGUCCACUGGCAACUUCGUGGCACAGCAACAAGUUUCUCAACCCAAUCACGGAUGGUGCCGUUCUCCCCGUUCUCCAUCUGAAUGGUUACAAGAUUAACAACCCAACCAUUCUCGCUCGUAUCAGCCACAGUGAGCUCGAGGCUCUUCUAUUUGGCUACGGAUGGACUCCUUAUUUCGUCGAAGGAAAUGAGUAUAGCUCGAUGCACCAAGCAAUGGCGAGCACUCUCGACCACUGUGUCACGCAGAUCCGUGAAUACCAGCAGAAAGCGCGCCGAUCAGGCCAGGCGUUUCGUCCAUGCUGGCCCAUGAUCAUACUCCGAACCCCAAAAGGCUGGUCGGCGCCAAGGAAGAUGCAAGAUCAUUAUCUAGAGGGCUUCUGGCGCUCCCACCAGGUGCCGAUCACCGACGUCCGAACUAGUUCGACGAACCUGGUGGUGCUCGAGAAGUGGAUGCGCAGCUACAAGCCAGAGGAACUCUUCGAUGGAAACGGAACUCUGAUUAAGGAACUAAAGGACCUUGCUCCCACUGCCCAUAGACGGAUGAGCGCUAACCCAGUGACGAAUGGUGGAUCUAUUGUCAAGAAACUGCAGAUUCCUGAUUUUCGCGAGUAUGCAUUCGAAGUCAACAAGGCAGGUGUUCUCCAGGCGGGAAACAUGACAAACAUGGCAAAGUUCCUAAGAGACGUGGUUCAAGCGAACAGGACGAAUUUCCGUGUCUUCGGGCCUGACGAGACUGAAUCAAAUAAGCUCGGUGCUAUCUACGAAGUUGGAAAGAAGGUAUGGUUCGGUACGUACCUCGAAGAAGACGAGGAUGGAGGAAAUCUAGCCUAUGAAGGUCGGAUUAUGGAAAUGCUCAGUGAGCAUACCGUCGAAGGGUGGCUAGAGGGGUAUAUCCUGUCUGGCAGACACGGCCUCCUGAACUGUUACGAGUCCUUUAUCCACAUUAUCGACUCCAUGGUUAAUCAGCAUUGCAAAUGGCUUGAGAAGUGUCUCGAGGUGGAGUGGCGCCAGAAAGUGGCCUCUCUUAACAUCCUCCUCACAGCCACCGUCUGGCGUCAGGACCACAAUGGCUUCACGCACCAGGAUCCGGGCUUUCUCGACGUUAUCGCCAACAAAAGCCCCGAAGUGGUCCGUGUUUACCUACCUCCCGACGGGAACUGUCUCCUCUCGGUCAUGGAUCACUGUCUCCAAUCCUCUAACUACGUCAAUGUCAUUGUGGCGGACAAGCAAGACCACCUGCAGUUCCUUGAUAUGGAUGAUGCACUUGUGCACUGCACCAAGGGGGUUGGGAUAUGGGACUGGGCCUCUAAUGACCAAGGCUGCGAACCCGAUGUAGUAAUGGCAGCUUGUGGCGAUGUCCCAACCCACGAGUCUCUUGCCGCCACUGCUCUCUUGCGACAAAGUUGCCCCAGUCUCAAAAUCCGCUUCGUCAACGUAGUUGAUCUGUUCAAGCUAGUCUCCCACGCCACACAUCCUCACGGACUAAGUGACGAUGAGUUCCGAGCCAUCUUCACAGAUGACAAGCCCGUCAUAUUCAAUUUCCACUCGUACCCAUGGCUCAUCCAUCGUUUCACUUAUAUGCGCAAGGGUCAACACAACAUCCACGUCACAGGCUACAGAGAGAAGGGCAACGUCGAUACCCCUCUUGGGCUGGCGAUCAAGAACGAGACUGAUCGUUUCAGUCUCGCGAUUGAUGCAAUUGAUCGAAUCCCCGGACUGAGUAAUAGUGCUGCUGCUGUGAGGGAAGAAUUGAUCGAUAAACGCAUCAGGGCUAGGGAAACAGCAUACCAAGAGGGGACGGACUCGGAAGCUGUGAUGGGUUGGAUAUGGCCGUUCUAG